AUGUUCAAGGGACUCCCCAUCGCCAUCUUGAGCGGAAUGGCCGAGCAGUCAUACAUCGUGGACAGCCGGGCUCAAUUCGAGCCCCUUGAUAUCGAUGUUGUCUACACCUCCAGACAUCCUGAUCAGCAAGGCAGAAACGAGCUUGGCGCCGUCUUCUCUGGCAACCUGGACUUGCCUCACGGAUUCGGCAGCAACUCUGAGCGUGAGGUCUCGGAACGCAGGGUACCGCGGGUACUCGUCAUUUCCUAUGACCACGUUGUCUACCUCAGCUUCUGCACUGAUCAAGCCUUCGAGGAACUUCCCGCCCUCUUCUCGGGCGACCUGCACGUCCCUCAGGGGCCGGGCAGCAACUCUGUGCGUGACGUCUCGGAGCGCAGGUUACCCAUGGUACUCGUGAUUGUCAAGGAAACGCGUGACCGUGAGGCGAUCGACGAUGAGGUCAAUGAUGUCGUGAACUCGGCACGUGUUACUGCUUAUGAUGAUCAACACAAUCAGAAUGCGUGGGAGUAG
Parathielavia appendiculata is the source of this 510-nucleotide messenger RNA. RefSeq lists its product as uncharacterized. Lineage: Eukaryota; Fungi; Ascomycota; Sordariomycetes; Sordariales; Chaetomiaceae. Bases 1 to 510 code for a protein of 169 amino acids. The transcript has 4 exons. The record is from RefSeq and is a predicted model, not a curated record.